Messenger RNA from Alternaria alternata, 2230 nucleotides. RefSeq lists its product as hypothetical. Bases 288 to 1913 code for a protein of 541 amino acids. The record is from RefSeq and is a predicted model, not a curated record. The transcript has 3 exons. Lineage: Eukaryota; Fungi; Ascomycota; Dothideomycetes; Pleosporales; Pleosporaceae.
ACUAUGAAUAGCGAUCCAGCCGAUACACGAACAUAACCCGCGGUUUGUAGCUCACCCAGUCAGCGAAAAAAAAAAAGUGCUCUAGCUACGACGAUUUCCUUGCUUCCAGCGCUACAGGCACUGUACUUCAGAAGCCCUAUCAGCCCUCAACGACCUACUCGCUAGCUUGUAUAGUUCCGUCUAGUCGUCUAGGCAGUCCUACUACAGUCACCAUUUCAUGAUCGCUUACCAUUGUCAUCCAGCUGUUAUCAAAGAUAUAUUGAUCGUCCCACGAUAAAGCUCUGAAAAUGAAAGUCACUGAGAAGGACACCGACAGAACAGCCGAGGUCAACGUCUUCAUCGAAGGCCAAGUUCCGGCAUUGAAAGAGUACGGUGAAUAUAUCGAUCCAAGGGACAAAGCAAUAUGUUGCUACGUGGCUCUGUAUGAGGGCGAUAAACCUCGCAUCAGAGGCCAGUUCUCUGGCACGACUCUGGCCGUGGCCUGGGAUACUAUCGUGGACGGAGUACUUCGUAAGGCAAACUCGUACGCAGCCAAAGCGGUAAGCUUUCAGAACAAGAGGAAGAUAGAAACAGUAAAGUUUCUGUACAAGACUACGAAGGGGAUCAUUGAUACCGACAUCACCGUGGCACCACUGCUAGGUUUCGCUACGACACAAAAUAAUGACCCCGAGACAAUCGGAACUUUGGAACUGCGCCUGUACAUUACCCGACAGCUAGGAACUUGGCACGAUGUAGGUGAAGUUAAAAAGUACUUCACAGUCGGAGGUAGCAUCGGAGAUAAGCAAACAGGUAGUAUGGAACAGAAGGCGAGUUACAAGGUCAUCCCUCCGACUUUCAGGAUGUCGUUCGAGACGAACGCUGCUCUUCUAGAGGACAGACAGCCAAGUCUUCAACAGCGCAAGGUGGACGCGAAACGUCCAGGCACAGAGCCCUGGGCCAUAUUUCGUUUCCACUAUCGAAGUCAAGAAGACAUUUUAAAGCGAGAAAUGGAGAUGACUCAUGACCCGAACAGCAAAGAGAAGCCCAAACCGCAUACCCUAUUCCUAAAUCCCGUACCCCCUCUGCUAUUGGGCGAAAAACCGUGUAAGAACGACGGGGAGGCCUCGUCCCGAUCAUCAUCAUCAUCCCCAAUGUCUCCUAGCAAACCUUCUACUCCAGCAAGAAGCGCAAAGCCGGGCCUCAAAGUAAGAGUCAAGAAGGCGCUCGACAGUCUCGAGACUGAUAGAGACGCUCCUACUAUCUCUACUGGCAAUGAUGGCGAUAAGGUUGUUGACAAAAUUGCUGUUACGCCUCCUGAGCCGGCAGCCAACUCUAUCGCGAAGUUGUCCAAUCUUCCAGGUCUCGAGGCCAAGUCCGCAAUCUCACAUCCAGAGAGACCCGCGGUCGCAGCGGAAGAAACAGUUAGGAAGCCUCCACAGUCGCCCAUCACGCAAGGAAAGAAGCCGGUUGAGAGACCAGCGCCAAUCAGUGGUAUCACGAGUAUGGGAAAGAAGCCAGAUACCCCGCCCGUCGCAGCUAUACCGACCAAGCGUCAGAUACGCACCACAAAUAGCGCAACGUCCGAGCCAAAGCGCACCAAGGCCGUCCUGACGCCUCCUGCACUCUUAGUUGAGCCUGUAGUUUCAAGUACCCUUCUGCGCUCACCUACCCCAAAGCCCAUGUCAAUCGAGCGACAGCUUGCGGAUCAGCGCAAGAAGCUCGAAGAACUGCGCAAGAAGCGUAGCGAUACCGCUCACAAACAAGCUGUGAUCGACAAAGAGAUGAUUCCCUACAAGCAGCGUAUGGCCGAGGAGCUGGAUCGUCUCCAUCAAAUCAUGACACAAGAGGAGAACGCUUAUGCUGAGGAGACUGAACACUACAGUGCUAGUAUAGGGAUUCUGCAGGCGUUCAAGAAGGCAGAAGGUAGCAACUAGGUUGCUGGUUGAGUGCAAGUUCGACAAAAGUGCGUCGGAAGGAGUAUGGCGUUGAGGUAUAAAAAAAUGAGGCCUGGAGUGAUUCGGAGUUUUUGAGGACCUCAGAGGAGUUGGUCAAAGCCCGGCUGGCAACUACCAACGGUAUUGAAUUCACGAACGGAUCGACAAAUGCUUAGUGAGGCGACUACCAAUGCCGCGAAGGGGAAAAGUGCUUAUGAUUGCUUAACAUCAUGUAUUCAGUAGCCAACACAAGGUACUGGUGAGCAUAGUUUGGGUUGAAGGACUAUCCAGUUAUGCGACGGCUAAUAUGAUUUAUU